AUGGGACUGGAACCUACCACCAUAUCGAAUUUUACCGGGGAGGAGUGUGUGACGGAACCCUGGAUACACGCCCGACCCCCCGAAGGCAGCGACGUCGAUUGCCAUGGAUUGCUUCGUGCUGAGAAGCUUUCAAACCCCACAACCUCUCCUUUUGAUGAUAUUGAUAAGAUCUGCAAGGGUCGACCCUCCAACAACCUCACAUCUCCUCCCAUCACAUUUUAUCCCAAACACUCACCAAUCCAGCCCACCAUCUUCGCCAUCACAACCAUGGCAGACCCCUACACUUCCACACGAGAAGCCUUCACCACCCGCCUAACCAGCGCCGAAAUCCCCCCCAACGCGCACACCACGUUCAAAACCUAUGCAGAAACCCACCAAAAGCUCCUCACCGCCCUCCUCCAACACCCAGCCAUGGCCCCGAAUCUCCAACAAACAUACAUGACCCCGGCGAAUUCAAAGAAUAAAAUUUACUUCAUGUAUGUAAACAAACACCCACCCGAAUUGCCCCAAAUGAAAAAUAUAUCCUCAGCCAACCAUUCCUCAUUCAGUCAGUCCUCCCCCUCCCCACCACCAUCCCCGGGCCUCAUCCUCCAAUUCGACCCACUCCGCAACCCCGCCCGUGGACCAAAGAAAGCGAUCUGGAAUGACGUGGUGAGCAGGACAACGACACGUCGAAACUUGAGAUUAUGCUGGAAGGACAGUAUCCUGAUCAGCGGGGAAGACAUCCGGAGAUUGGGGAAGAGGUUUUGGGUGCUGCGAGGGAUUUGCCGUGAUGACGGGGAGAGGGGGGGGGGGAUUGGAGAGGAGAGGGAGGGGUAUGAGGAUUGGAUGGUGGAGGUGGAGGGGCUUUGUGAUUACGAUUGUGGUUGGGACCGCUUGUCAAUGCCGAAUCGAUUGCUCGCCUUUGCAUUUUACACGCAUUAUCAUCGUCGUAUUGACACCCUCCAUCGGAAGAAGAUGACAAUGCUCAACUUUCCGACAGAGUCAUUACCCGACCCUUCACCUGCUCUGAGCACCCCGAACGCGGACCGCGUCCAUGCGAAAUGUCGUCAUGCACAGAUUGUCGAGCCUUGCGAACGAAACCAUGAUAAAAUAUACAUCGAAUAG
Messenger RNA from Pseudocercospora fijiensis CIRAD86, 1107 nucleotides. RefSeq lists its product as uncharacterized. The transcript has 9 exons. Lineage: Eukaryota; Fungi; Ascomycota; Dothideomycetes; Mycosphaerellales; Mycosphaerellaceae. The record is from RefSeq and is a predicted model, not a curated record. Bases 1 to 1107 code for a protein of 368 amino acids.